Boeremia exigua is the source of this 1429-nucleotide messenger RNA. RefSeq lists its product as uncharacterized. The coding region runs from base 359 to 1195 and encodes 278 amino acids. Lineage: Eukaryota; Fungi; Ascomycota; Dothideomycetes; Pleosporales; Didymellaceae. The record is from RefSeq and is a predicted model, not a curated record. The transcript has a single exon.
GGCAGUGCCGUUUGCGGGGGCGCGCCUCUUGUUGUCGGCGGCAGCGGAGGGAGGAGGAGGGGGGUUCUGGGCGGCGACGUAGUCGCGCAGGGUGCUGCGGUCCGUCCAACGCGCGAGCAACGCUGUCAUGAAGCGCUCGUAGUCGCGCUUCAUGCGAGGCUUGGUGGUGCCGAUGCGAGACUCGAGGAAGGCGUAUUCUUCGCGCUGGGCGAGGGCGCGGAUCUCCUCCCACGACAUGCACCUGUCGAUGAGCGCCAACGACAGGUUGUCGUAGGUGCUGUUGGCCAUGAUGUUGAACAGCCUCCGCACCAUCUCCCUGCGGUACUGCUCAUAGCUGCAUGAGCCUGAGCCCCUCGGAAUGGCUUGGGGCUGGAUGUCGGUGUCCUGCAGGGACAAGCUGCAGGUCCACAGGAGUCGCGGCAGGUCGGCAGCCCCGGCGGCGUACAGUCCUUCGAUCUUGGUCUUUGCCGUGUCGAAGCUCCUCGCACCCCAGCUGGGGUGUUGGAUGAUGUACUUCACCACCCUCUCCAUCCUCGCCUGGUCGUUCCACGGCAUCUCCAGCAUGUGUGGGACCUUCUUGGCCCACGUCUGCCUCACAAUGUACUCGUGGGCUUGCUUCAACAGCCCCACCAUGCACUGGCUGUCGAGGUCCAGGGGCGAGACGGCGGGCGGGGUGGAGGGGGCGGCAGUCGCGGCGGCAGAUGAGGAGGGUGCGGCAGCGACAGAAGGGGUGGCGGCGACAGAGGCGGCAGACGAAGCGAGGGAUGCAGCAGAGGAGGCCAGAGAGGUGGUGGAUGAGGCGAAGGAGGCAGCGGAGGUGGUUGAGCCGGUCGAGGCGGCGAAGGAGGAGGCGGACGCGGACGCGGCGAAGUCGGCGGGAGGAGCAGCGAUAGCAGCAAAGACACCCUCGCGGGCCGGCACUCUUGCCAGCAGCUCGCGGAAGGCCUCGCUCAGCGCGGAGGCCUCCCGGUAUCGAACCACCGGCUCGAGCCUGGCGCGGCCUCGGACGGCGCAGCGCCAGAGGGCCCGAAGCUGCACCACCGACACAAGUCCCUGGGCGAAGCGGAGCUUGAGCAGCCUCAUCAAGCCCCCGGAGAUCGUGACCUCCCUGACGUGCUUCAUCACGUCAGGGUGGAGGGGCGGCACGAUCUCCAGGACAUCCUUCGACACUUGCCUGCUCUCGUCCCGCAGGUAGACGUCGAAGUUGGGGCCCAGGCGGCCCAGCUUGCCCCAGACUGCUGGGGGGGAGGGGGAGGGGACCAGGGACGGAGUCGAGACCGGGGCCGGGACCGGGGCGGAAGACAACAACGAGAGGAAGGACGGGGCCGGGGAUGUGGUCGCGGCUGGUGACGGGGCCGGGGACGGAGACGAGGCCGGGGAUGGAGACGAGGCCGUGGUGUCCUCUCUCAUCUCUUCGUCUUCGUCGGAG